AUGCCUGCGCAGGACCCCGGCCAAGUCGGGCAGCUCCUGAUCACAUUGGAGGCAGCUCGGAAGCAGGACAAAGGCACAAAGAAGCGAACCUACACCUGCAAGAAGACUACUUUCGACAUCGCGGGCACCAAGAAUGUGACUGUGGACUCGUGGAAGUUCAACGACUGGGAUUACAAGAGCAAGGGUCUUCCCACGUAUGCCCGUGGACUUUUCACCACAAGGCGCAAGGAUGGUCAGCCCGAGAUCGCAGUGCGCGGCUACGACAAAUUUUUCAACAUUGACGAGACCAACAAUACGAAAUGGAUGAACAUUGAGCACAACACCAAGGGACCCUAUGAGAUGAGCGUGAAGGAAAAUGGAUGCAUCAUUUUCAUCGCUGGUAUGGAAGACGACAAAUUACUCGUUUGUAGCAAACACUCAACUGGUGUUCGUCAUGAUACCAACCUCAGCCACGCCCAGGCUGGUGAGAAGUGGGUUGAACGCCAUGUUGCUUCCGUUGGCAAGUCCUCGAAAGACCUUGCCAGGAAGUUGCGUGAAAUGAACGUUACUGCUGUCGGAGAGCUUUGUGACGACACCUUUGAGGAGCACGUUCUCGCCUACGAUGAGGCUGCUUCUGGUAUCUACAUUCAUGGUCUCAACUACAACCUCCCCACGUUUGCUACAAUGUCUGGUGAGCGAGUGCAUGAGUUUGCAGAUGAUUGGGGCUUCAAGAAAGCCAAGUACGAGAUGCGAGACGACAUUGCAUCUGUCAAGAGUUUCCUCGAAGGUUGCGCUGAAACAGGAACUUGGGACGGCCGUGAAACUGAAGGUUUCGUGAUUCGAUGCCAGCUGAGUGAAAAUGGUGGGCCCUAUCAGGAUUGGUUCUUCAAGUACAAGUUUGAGGAGCCUUACUUGAUGUACCGCCAAUGGCGUGAAUGCACCAAGGCCGUUAUUGCAGGAAGGCUUCCCAGAAUCAAGAAACAUGAGAAGAUCACCGAGGAAUAUCUCCAGUUUGCGCGCAGGCAGUUCAUCAGAGAUCCCGCGCUUAUUAACCAGUACACCCAUAAUCAUGGUAUCAUUGCCUUGCGUGAAGCGUUCUUGCAGGAGCGGGGACUGAAGGGAUCCGAGAUUAUCGCCAUGGAAGCUGAAGGGAAGAAGGGUGGCAAAGACACAACUCAGAACGUUGUUCUCGCUCCCAUCGCCUCGCUGGGCUGUGGUAAGACCACAGUGGCCCUAGCUUUGGUACAUCUCUUUGGAUGGGGACACAUUCAGAACGACAACAUCCCCAAGCAGAAGAACAAGCCGAAGAAGUUCGCCUUCGAGAUCACCAACGCAAUGUCAGAAUCCCCCGUCGUCAUCGCAGACCGAAACAAUCACCAGCGCCGAGAGCGCAAACAGCUAAUGGAAGACAUCUUCCCCGUGAUCAAAGACACCCAAUUCGUGGCUCUUCACUAUGUCCAUGAGCCCAAGGCCGAACUCCUUCCCGCCAUCAAAGAAGUGACCCGAAAGCGAGUCCUCGACCGAGGAAACAACCACCAGACCAUCCGAGCCGGCACCAACAGCCCCGAAGAAACCAUCGGAAUCAUGAACGGCUUCCUCGCCCGCUUCGAAGGCAUCGACAUACACCGUGACCCAGACGAAAACUUCGACCAUGUAAUCGACCUGGACGUCUGCGCCUCCUCGCGUGAAAACCUUGAAGCGAUCGUGCACGCCCUUCACGACGCCUACCCUCUCCUCGUUCCUGAAAUCCCCAGCCAUGACGCCCUAGACGCCUCCAUCUCUGCCGCAAUGAACGACUACGAAGUCCAAAAAGACUUAUCAGCAGGCUACUCCAAGCCCAAGAAAAGUGGUUCAACAAACCUGGCACCAGCUAUUCUCGCCCGCAAAAUCGAAUACAUCUCCAUCUCCGUCUCCACGCACACAAUCACCUCAACUCUCAACACCCUCUUCACCAAUACCCCCCCGAGACCGCAGUCCCAUCCUACCAUCUGGUCCCGCUAUACAAAUGCCUACAUCAACACUCUAACCAACAACCCUGUCGAAGACCCCAUUUCGAAUCCACCCAGUCUCGGUCCUGCGCGCGUCCGUCUGGAACGACUACUCUGGGACGAUAGGAUCAUGACUUUUGUCGUGCGGAUCUUGUCUGGUGAGGGGGGAGAGGAGUUGCCUUGUGCGAAUGCUAUUGCGCAUGUUACUGUUGGUACGGCGAGUGCGGAUAUUAAGCCGAAGGAGAGUAAUGACUUGUUGGCGAGGUGGGUUGAGGGGGGUAGUGGUGGGACUACUGGAAUUAAUGAGAUGGAGGUUAGUGGGGUUUUGGUUAUAGAAGGGGUUGUCGGGGUUACUAUGAGUCGGGGGAAAUCUUGA
Penicillium atrosanguineum is the source of this 2343-nucleotide messenger RNA. RefSeq names its product tRNA ligase. Gene Ontology annotation, molecular function: ATP binding; GTP-dependent polyribonucleotide 5'-hydroxyl-kinase activity; phosphoric diester hydrolase activity. The coding region runs from base 1 to 2343 and encodes 780 amino acids. The record is from RefSeq and is a predicted model, not a curated record. Gene Ontology annotation, cellular component: nuclear inner membrane. The transcript has 2 exons. Lineage: Eukaryota; Fungi; Ascomycota; Eurotiomycetes; Eurotiales; Aspergillaceae. Gene Ontology annotation, biological process: tRNA splicing, via endonucleolytic cleavage and ligation.